UCCCUUCUCCCUCUCUCUCCUAAUCUCCCUUCCUCCCCCAUCCUUUCCUUCUCCCUCCCACUCGCCCUUCCUCCCUUCCCCUCUCUCCCCUCUUACCUCCCUCCCCCAUAAAUGGAGGCAGCAUAAUCCAACUGGCAAAACGACCUGACUUGUUCAUACGAUAACAGCUGCCCCCCUCCUCCCUUCACCCCCUCUAUCUCCCUCUCCUACCAUGCCCCCUCUCCUCCCUCCCUCUCCCUCUAUCUCCCUCUCCCACCCUGCCCUCUUUCGUCCCUCCCUCUCCCACUCCUUCCCCCUUCCGCGCCUUCUGGUCGAUGCGACGAUACGACACAACGAACCGCACUAAUACUCUGGCACGACGGAGAUGAUCGAACUCAGCAGCUGUGAUCCUGUUAACCACGAUGAACCACAGGAACCUCUUGCGUCUUUCCCCCGGAUCACCGAACCUCUAUCCUACGACGAGUUCUUCAGGGGGGUUUUAGAGAAAAAUCGACCAUGCGUAUUCUCCAGCAGCUUCACACAGGAAUGGCUGGCGAGAGAAGAGUGGGUCACACCCUCAAACACUCCCAAUGUGGAGUUCCUAAGAGACCACUUCGGUGAUGGUGAAGUUCCUGUUGCUGACUGUGAUCAAAAGCAUUAUGAUUCUCAAGAAAAGAAAACUUACAAAUUAAGAGACUAUAUAGAUUACUGGAAUAGCCUCAGGGAUCCGUGUUCGGGGAAGAAGAAUUGUCUCUAUCUGAAGGAUUGGCACUUUGUUCGAGACUUCCCUGCUUACAAAGCUUACUCUACACUUCAGUAUUUUGCAUCAGAUUGGCUAAAUGAAUUCUGGCAUGUACGUAGUGAUAUUCAUGAUGACUACCAAUUUGUGUACAUGGGACCCAAAGGAAGUUGGACACCCUUCCAUGCAGAUGUAUUUCGAUCAUACAGCUGGUCUGCUAAUGUGUGUGGACGGAAACGUUGGGUAUUUUACCCCCCUGGUGAGGACCAGUUUCUACGUGACCCAUUUGGCACUCCUGUAUAUGAUGUUGAUUCUCCUGAUUUAAAAGAUAUUAGAAAAUAUCCAAAUGCAGCUUCAGCCAAGGGUCGGAUAGAGGUUAUCCAGGAGCAAGGGGAAACAAUCUUUGUGCCCUCUAGUUGGCACCACCAAGUGUGGAAUUUGGAAGAUACAAUAUCAAUCAACCACAAUUGGCUCAAUGGAACCAAUCUCCACAGAGCAUGGUACUUCUUGGUAGAAUCUCUACAGCAGGUGGAGUAUGCCAUAAGAGACUGCAGUGACAUGGAUGAUUGGACUGGGCAAUGUCAGCUUCUUCUACAUGCCACACAUGGUAUGGAUUACCAUGAAUUCUAUACUUUUCUUCAAACUAUUGCCAAAAGGAGGAUCGAGACUCUCACUGGCAAGAAAACACAUCUCAGCUUUGGGAUUUGGCAGACUGGCAAGAAUCACAUCUUGUAUGACUUGAAGAAAAUCCAAUGGUGUUUGGAACAGCUGCUGGAUGACGAGCGGCUUGACACAAUCAAGGGAUUCUCCAAUACAGAAAAUCACCCUUCACAUCUCCUUGAUGAAGUUGUGAAUGUGCUUUCAUGAUUUUUUUUUUUACAUUUUGUUUCUUUUAUUUAAAGUCUCGUUUUCAAAAUUUAUAUUCAAAAGUAGUUUUCAUUAUCAAUAUAUAUCAUAAUUAAAUCUUGUAUUUUCAUAAGCUGGUAACAUAGAGUACCAUUAUAUUGAGAGAUUUUCUUUGCACUACUUUUGCUCAAAAAAGAACAAACAACUGGAGUAUACCUUCUUCCAGGGAUAUGACAUACACAAAACUACUCUUAUAAGGUACUAUAGUUAAAGUAGUAAUUAAUUGGCUGUAAUGUGGUUUUCAAGAAGGACUAUAAUACAAUGACUUUAUAGUUUUAAGGUAUUGAAAGUAAAGCAAAGAAGGAAUUUAGAGUAUUUAAGGAUUGUGGUCUACCC
Molecule: messenger RNA, 1960 nt
Organism: Penaeus vannamei (Pacific white shrimp)
Lineage: Eukaryota; Metazoa; Arthropoda; Malacostraca; Decapoda; Penaeidae
Source: RefSeq, a predicted model, not a curated record